Messenger RNA from Trichobilharzia regenti, 1881 nucleotides. The record is from the annotation of a GenBank genome assembly. NCBI's taxonomy places the organism in Eukaryota, Metazoa, Platyhelminthes, Trematoda, Strigeidida, Schistosomatidae.
AUGUUUUCCUCUGGUAUCGACAAGCUUGUAAGUGAAGCACUAAAGGCUAAAAUGCCUAAGGGUUUCCGAAACCAGGUUCAAAACAUUGUGUGUGAUUACUUUGAUGUAUCUCCAGAGUCUCUAAUGUCCAUCAUUAACUGUGAUGAAAUAAAGCCCUCUGUUUUCCCCGAGUCUUCAGUUCCAUGUGUCCUGCCAGAUAUAAACUAUGCCAAUCCUGUAGUUAAUACCGCUAUGGCUAUCCCAGCUGUUCGCCCACCAUUCCCAUAUACAUACCCUCCUGUUCCAGUCCAACAUCCAGUCAUCCAACCAAAUGUCCCUUGUCCAAUAAAUACAUAUGUCAGCCCAAGUGGAAAUUACAUGGUUCCUCCUCCUCCCCCACCACCACCUCCUCCUCCUCCCCCUGGAGUAUUUUGCCAACCGCCUGUUCGUUUUAGCAACCAGCCUGGAUUAAGUGUACCGACUGACCAUGCCAUCGAAAACUACGAGACUCUAACAACAGUCCAUUGCGACUCUGGUCAGGCGCAAACACACCCUUUGGAAGUUACGGUUGAGGAAUCAGUACAGUGCGAUGACCCGAUGGAUAUAGAAUCUUUACACUCUGAUAGCCCAGUUGAUCAAAACACGACAAUCCUACCACAUCAGGACUCGGAACAAUCAGGAGAAAAUAAGGUCACAAACGUUGAUGAAAAAACAGUAGAAACUUCAAAUUGUGCAAAUGACAAAACAGCUUGGCAUAAUGUCCGUUUUAUGCUGGACGAUGUCUCCGAGGAUGAGGAAAAAGAUUUGAACUAUAAGUCACCAUUGUCAUUUGAAAAUAAAGCACGACGUUUCAACCAUUCUCCGACCUAUAAGUCUUCACAUGCAGUUCAUCACUCGUAUGACAGGAACUCACCUCUACGAAGCGCCUCUCCCUUUGACCAUAUCAGUCCGGAGGAUGUUGUACCCUCCUAUUCACCAGCUAAUUAUGAUGGACGUAAACAUCGAAAAUCAGUACGUCCCACGUUAGAAUAUAAUCCAGAAAAUCCUGCGUCUAAGCACGACACUGCAAGGAAACCAUCCUACGAACAUCUUUCAGAUUUCCGUGAUUUUAGUCCAUCCAAUUCAUCUAAAAAGCACAGAAAUUAUCCGCAGACUAAAUAUUCUGGAUUGUCUGCUUCACCUGUAUCAUCCGGUAAUCAUUUCUGUGAGCCGACUCAUACUAAUCAGGAGGGCCACCAUCCAAUGACCGUUGGGACAAGUUCACGGAGAGAAAGGGCUUAUUCCAAACCACAUUCUGUCUUUCAUAAAAAACAUGAGCCGUAUAGUCCGACAAACCAGUCAGUACAUAAUCCAAGCACACGGAGAAAAACCGAGUACAGGAAAAGUUAUGAUGACUCUGUCGACCGUCGUUUGAAACCUGAAUAUUCAUCUAGCAAUUCUAUUUCCAGUCGAUUCCGUGUAUCUCCAGAUUCAGUUUAUACAAAUCGAAAAAGCCGCAGAAGCUUAAGUAAAAUUCCAUCGUCUUGUGAAUGGUCUAGAAAUGAAUCACACUCGCCUGAAGAACAUUCUAGUAGGUCAUCCUCGAUGUUCUCACAUAGUAACAACUCACUGUCAUCAGCUUCUGAACGUUUAACUCCAGAUCCUACAGCAACUUCACAGUAUGGUCAUUCACGCCUGCAUACAGCUUAUGAAACAGAUAUGAAAGCUGACUUCGCCUAUGAUCGUUUGACUCGCAAACGAGAAAUCGAAGCUAGAUUAAGAGAGAUUGAAUCGACUGAGAGAAAGUUACUUAACAAACAAAAGGUGCAAAAUUAUGAGAAAGAAGGGCGAUUAUCGACAAAUUAUGAUGAUUCUGACCACGGAUAUGAUUACAAAAGGCUUCCAAAGAAAUACAUUAAGUAA